GCAGGGCCCCUCCCGACUCUCGCCCACGUGGCUCCUCUCGGGUGAAGAGCUAGUGCAGUUACCCCGGCUUAGGAAGCGGAUGUUUAAGCCAUGGUCUCUCUUCUCCUGACGUUUGAAAUGCUUUAUCUCAUCGGCUUGGGCCUGGGAGAUGCCAAGGACAUCACAGUCAAGGGCCUGGAAGUUGUUAGACGCUGCAGUCGAGUGUAUCUGGAAGCCUACACCUCGAUCCUGACUGUAGGGAAGGAAGCCUUGGAAGAGUUUUAUGGAAGAAAAUUGAUUCUUGCUGAUAGAGAAGAAGUGGAACAAGAAGCAGAUAAUAUUUUAAAGGAUGCUGAUAUCAGUGAUGUUGGGUUCCUUGUGGUUGGUGAUCCGUUUGGGGCUACAACACACAGCGAUCUUGUUCUAAGAGCAACAAAGCUGGGAAUUCCUUAUAGAGUUAUUCACAAUGCCUCCAUAAUGAAUGCUGUAGGCUGCUGUGGAUUACAGGCUCCAAACCUCGGUCAGAAGGGGACCCAGUCUCGUUUACUCUGCGCUGAGAGCUGCCGCGCUGAGGUGCCAUCACAGCCACUGCGCCGGUUUCAGGAGUCGUUCUGGGGACCCGUGUGGGUCCUCCAAGCCUCGGUCAGAAGGGGAGCCGGCCCUGUUUACUCUGCUCCGAUAGCUGCCGCGCGGAGGUGCCAGCAAAGCCACUGCUCCGGCCACAAGUGUCGCGCUGGUGGCCCGUGUGGGUCCUCCAAGCCUCGGUCAGAAGGAGAGCCAGCCCUGUUUACUCUGCUCCGAGAGCUGCUGCGCGGAGGUGCCGGGGAAGCCGCUGCGCUGGCCACAAGAGUUGCGCUGGCAACCCGUGUCGUUCCUCCACUGGGGAUCUUCUGCUCCGUGAGCGACCAGAAUUUGUCUGAAAGUAUGGCGUCCUCUAGUUCUCUGUGCUUUGACUGAGAGCUGCAAUCCCGAGCUGUUAUCGAUCGGCCAUCUUGGAUCGUUCCUCAAAUUUUAGGAUUUUUUACAUUAAAAUAACAAACACGUGGAGUUUAAAAUCAUGCUUUUAAAAUCCUAACAGAUAUUUCUAGCACUUGUAUUGUUUAACAUUUUUCAGAUUUUUCUAAUGAAAGAAAAGCCUAUAUGUAUGUCUAAAGUCAGGCAUAUUGGUUGUGUUUAGAUGUCCUGGUAAUGAAAAUUUGCUUAAUAAACUGAGGAUCAAUCUUAAUAAAUCAGGGAUUUUUCUCACUACACAGAAGAUAGGAGAAUAAAGUCCUUUUUUUGAUUUAUUGAGUUUAACAUUUCUGCAUAAGCAGUUAGUAGCUUAGUCAUAUAAAAUCAGAAUUGCUUCUAUUUAGCAUUGUUCCUACUUUAGAAGAACCAUUUUCCUUGAUAAUAAAUGAUUUCUACACUCACAGGAAAUUAAGAAGAUAAUAUUGAGUAAAAAAGAAAAUUAAAAAGCAACCAUAGUACCACCACCUAAAGGUGUCCACAGUUACCAAUUUUGGCAUAUUUUCUUUCAGUCUUUUUCUUCAACACUCAGUAUGUGUAUAUUUAUUUAAUCUCAUAGGCCAAACAAAGAUUAGAAGAAAUUACAAAUUCUGAAAUACUUCUUUGUAUAGAAUUUUAUUAUUUCUUAAUCGUUUGUGUGAUAGACUGUAUUAGUUCUCGUAGAAAGUUGGUGACUGAAAUGGUUUUAAAAUAUUUUAAAAGACAGAUAAAUGAGACAAUUCCAUGAAACCAGUUAGCAGUGAUUGCUGGAUAAAAACUGCAUUAUCAGUAGUGUCUGACUUCAGAUAAAAAGUUGUAUAAUUUUCUUAUCAUUGUGAAAUGUUUCCUCUUUCUCUUGCUAUUGCAUGAGUGACUUUGAGUAUUGCCAUAUGUUCAUCUGUUUAUAUAAUGCAUUUCUAAUUUGGAAAAAUGUAUAUUACUUUCAGAAAGUAACAACUCAUUUCCUUCCUUUUUUAAAUACCACAAUAUUCAUUGCAAUAGCAUUGUCGACCUUGUAGUGAUUCUUAUUGUUAGUUUUCAGAAGCAUUAAUUGAUUUCAUUGUUGUCUCAGGACUAAAGUAGAAAUGAAAAUCCCUAGCUUAAUACAAAGAACACCUAGUUUUAAUGUUCUUUAUGUUAAGCAAGGUUUUAUCAUCUAAAGUUCUACAUCCUUCUGUGGUCUUAGAAGAAAGUAAUCUAAGCUCUUUCUAUUCUUUUAGUCACUUAGGAACAGUUUUUGACUACCUGCUAAAUCAUAGGCAUAUUUGAUUUUUUUCUUCCUUUCUGUUUGCACUUAUUACUGUUUCUAAUCAUUAUUUUAGUAGCCAUGUUACCAUCAUUUUUUGCUACUUCAUAGUUUUCUUUUUAAAUUGUAAAUCUAAUUGUGCCAUUCUUUUAUUAAAACAAUUUUGGUAAAUUAAUCCCCAUCCUAUAUAGAAUGUUCAGUUACUUGUAUGUUCUAUUAAUGCAUUCUCAUGCUUCUAAUAAAGACAUACCCAAGACUGGGAAA
Messenger RNA from Callithrix jacchus (white-tufted-ear marmoset), 2476 nucleotides. It is a transcript of the gene DPH5, whose product is annotated as diphthamide biosynthesis 5. Lineage: Eukaryota; Metazoa; Chordata; Mammalia; Primates; Cebidae. The record is from RefSeq and is a predicted model, not a curated record. Gene Ontology annotation, biological process: protein histidyl modification to diphthamide. Gene Ontology annotation, molecular function: diphthine synthase activity.